UCGUUAGUCUCGGGAGGGGUGUCCUUCGUUGAAUGAAGUGUAUAUAUAAGUAAUAUAAUUAUAAAUCUUCAUCAUAUGAUAAAUAUGGGCCUAGUCAAAACUAUUAUAAGUACAACUAACACUGAACACCUAUAUAAUUUUGUGCUGAUCACUUACAAAAUGAGGCAUCGAUAAACAACGGAUGUAUUUCAUGUCGUAUUAUAGAGAGAAGAAAAACUGGCUUAGAUCCGCCACCUUACUAUUGCAGAUUGUAGCUUACGGACUUCACCUCACAUAUGAAACAACAUUAAAGUUGCAAGCAUUAACUCUGGAGUAAGCGUUUCGGACUUUAUUAGCAAAAAUUGUUAAUUUAUAAGUAUAGAUGCUACUGAUUUUUUUUUUUUUUUUUUUUUAGGAAUUUGCAUAAUGCUGAUCUGUCGCUUCGAUAAAUUUGUGAAAAGAAUGAAAUCAAACCGCAUUUCCAGUCUGGAUUUUGAGGUCUAUCACUUAGAAACAUUUUCUGGACAUAAAGAACAAUUCAACAAAUCGAAACAUUGCAACAACACGUCCUGUCUCUACUUUCUCACCGAGUUCGACUUGGAGGUACUGCAAUUUCUUCAAAACUUUUCUAACAAGCCUUCAGAAUUAUUAAAGAUUGGUAUACCUGCUUUAGUAACCAUAUGUUUGGGACCCAUCGCCAUGAUAUUCUAUCAUUCAACCACUGAAUUUUUUUGGCCAAAGGAGAAGUAUCCACAACUCCCCAACAACAACCAGUGCGUGUCCUGUUUCUUGACCCCCGCAGGACUUGUGUACGCCAUAUCGUUUGGAUUUGCCUUCUCCUCAGCUCUUAAUAAACAGAGUGACAUUUUGAAUAAGGUGACAGAAGAAAUCAGUUUUCUAGACCAAGCUGCUACUCUGGCUAGUAAGCUUAAAAUGAACAGUGACGUCAGGAUGGAGAUCUACCAUGCCAUCAAAUGUGAAGCUAUCUACAUGAUUCUGCAAAUUGAGAAUAAGCGGCCGACCAACUUCACUAAACGCCCCACUGUAGAUGUCAAAACUGCAAUAUGGGAGGUUCUUACUCUGCUUCAAAAUGAAAACCAUCCAGUUGAAGACCACUACGUCGAUGACAUAAUGAAGAGAUACCUCAUUGAUUACAUAUCCAAGCUCAACAAUGUUUGUUCUGAUGAUAUCAGCGUCUUGCAUUCAAGGACGCACUGGUUAAUGUGGGUUUUUCUGAUCUCAUUGGGAUUUUUCUCACUUUAUGGAGUAUUGAUGAUCCAGGCAUCGUCUUAUCGCAUGGAACUGAUUAUGUGCACAUUGACACUUUUUUCCAUCAGCAUGCUGUGUUACAUUGUCUCCGAUUUGGAUUCGCCGUUCUCCGGGUUUUUUCGGAUUGACAUUUCCAUCAUUGUUGACGUCAUAUACAGGUUAGAGGUCAUGCACAAGAUGGCGGCGCUUGGGUUUGAGGAAACCGUCUGCUACCCAGACAGUUCACGAUUCACUCAGAAGAGAUAUGACAGUACAGAAAAACCAACGGUAUAUAUACAGACAGUAUGCUAAAAAAUGGAGAGGGUUUUUUAAAAGAAAUUUUUUAAAUCUAAUCCGAAUUCAAUAAACUACGGCAAAAUUAUUUAUUAUAGGGUUUUUUUCUUAGUAAACUCAGGUGACCUAUUGCAAUUGGUUGUCGUUCGUCGUGCAUUCAGAAUUGAACAUUGUUAAUCUCGUCUUGAUAACUACUAUUCCAAAUAUUUUCAA
Ostrea edulis (European flat oyster) is the source of this 1734-nucleotide messenger RNA. RefSeq lists its product as uncharacterized. Bases 406 to 1539 code for a protein of 377 amino acids. Lineage: Eukaryota; Metazoa; Mollusca; Bivalvia; Ostreida; Ostreidae. The transcript has 3 exons. The record is from RefSeq and is a predicted model, not a curated record.